AUGGGUGCCGAGAACGAUGAGGAGAAAGAAGGUGCCGAAGAGGGACAGGCCAAGCCUACGAGGGCUAAAGCUAAGGCGAAGAGCAAAGGCAAGGCAAAAAGCAAAGCGAAGAGCAAAGCGAAGCAGAAGCCGCUAGAGCUCGAGCGAGGGGAAGAUGAUGUGAUGACGGAUGCGGCUGAGUUGGAAGACGAGGAAGAGGCCGAGCAUAAGAAAUUGGAGGAGGAGGAAGAAGCGGCUCCAAAGAAAAGCAAAGGCAAAAAGAAAGCAAAAACAAAGAAUGCAACCAAGGAGGAGGCUAAGCAGGACAAACCCGUGAAGCGCAGAUUGAUCUUCGAGGAGCAAGAAGAGGAAGUGCAGGAGAACGAUGCUGAGGAAGCUGAAGCAAAGGCAGAGUUGCAUGCUGUCGUGUGGGAAUGUGCUGCCGACCCCGGGGAUGCUAUGGAUAUCGUUGCCCAAGAGGCAGUGGCAACGAGCAAUAAAAAGAAGAGGAAGCUGAAACACAAAAAAGCAAAGUCGAAGGCGGUCGGUGUCCACACACCAGAGAAGAAGGAGGAAGAAGCCGAGGAGAAAGAAGAUGAGGCCAGGGUGCAGUUGCAUGUUAAAUGCCCCAAGGUGCUGGAGAAGGCAGAUAAGCAUGGCGUAUCCACGCUGGGAAACGGAGCCUUCUAUGUAUCCCCAGUGACAGCGGGGCGCAUUGAGGAAGUGAAUAUCAACAACCCCAAGAACACCGCCAACAAGAAGGAUGCUGUGCAGAUCAACUGGAAAAAAGGAGACUUGGGAGAUUGCCAAGAAAAGUGA
This is a messenger RNA of Symbiodinium sp. CCMP2592, 798 nucleotides long. The record is from the annotation of a GenBank genome assembly. NCBI's taxonomy places the organism in Eukaryota, Dinophyceae, Suessiales, Symbiodiniaceae.